Cajanus cajan (pigeon pea) is the source of this 2497-nucleotide messenger RNA. Lineage: Eukaryota; Viridiplantae; Streptophyta; Magnoliopsida; Fabales; Fabaceae. The record is from RefSeq and is a predicted model, not a curated record.
UUUGUCUACACUCUCUCAAAGCCUUCCUUAACUCACAUUUGCGCUCACUUUAAGAAAUGGGAAUCCUCCAAACUUUUUCAAAACAAAAGCCUGUUCUCCUCUCUCUCUCUCUCUCACUACUUUCAAUUCAAUUUGUGCAAAGUUGAGUUGGGUUGAGACUCUGUGAUUCCCAUUACUACUUUUUAUUCCAUCUCUCUCUCUCUCAUCCCACUACUCCAUCAGACAUCACAUGCAAUUGCAAUUCACAAAAGCAGUUUUUUUUUUUCUUUUGUAAAAAAAGCACUAUAACUAGUAGAAACCAUAAUGGUAUGGGGGCACUCUUUACUCACGCAGAAAAAGAAGAUUGAAAACUCUGACUGUGACUCCUCGUCAGAGCACCACAUUCAAAAAAAUUCCCUUUUCUUAUUGUCCUCUCCUCUGCACACUGCAAAACAAAAAAACACAUCUUCAAAAUCCCUUCUUUGUCUCCGACUCCACAACAACCCCUUUACUCAAGAUUCCGUUUUUUUCCUCCCAGCCUUUCCAACUUGUUGAAAAUUUCCAUUUUGGAAUUGUUUCUUCACUUCACGUGAUCUGGGUUUGUUCCAUAUAAAGUUUAGCUCUUCCCAGACCCAACACUUUUUUUCCCCUUUUAAUUCAUCCAUUCAUGGUUUCUAUUGCCCUUGAAUUUGCCCCAUGAAUUGUGGGUUUUCAAUUGCUGAGUGAUGAUUAGAUGCUUUUGUUUUAAAAGUGGUGUGUCAUAAAUAAAAAUCUUGUGGCUGUUAUGGGUGGUGAUGGCAGAGUUGAAGUUGUGAGUGGCAAGGGGUGUUCGAGGCUGUUUUCAUCUUCACUUCCUUCAUUCAGAGGUUUGCAACCGUUGGAGCCAAUGUCUCCUGUUUCGUCCUCUGUGGCAGUGCCAUCAACUGCUCCUUUUGCUGGUCUGGUUAUAUGCGUCACUGGUUUAUCUAAAGAAGCAAGGAAUCAGGUCAUGGAGGCUACAGAGAGAUUAGGUGGCCAAUAUAGCCCCAAUUUGCAUCCUCAAUGUACCCAUUUGGUGGUUCAGAGUUUUGCUGGACGUAAGUUUGAGCAUGCAUUGAAGCAUGGAGCAAAAAGUGGCCUCUUUGUUGUCACACUGGGUUGGUUUGUGGAUAGUGUCAAGAAAAAUGUGAGGUUGACUGAAUCACAUUAUAGAGUGAAGAGUUACGGGGAUAACAACAUGCACUUUGACAAUUUUAGACUUCUCGCUGAGUAUACAAAUGCUGAAAAUCAUUGUCUUCCUGCAAGAAUCCACCAAACCAAGCAAGCAAAUAGUGUUGAAGAACUUCAAAGAUUCUCUGGGAGAGAGUCUAUCAGAAAUUCUGACUCAACUUUGUCUGGCUGCUCCAUCUAUGUUGAUCCAGGCAUUUCAUCCGAAUUGCAGAACAAGGUUAUUGAGACGGUUUCAAGAGAAGGUGCUAGUUUGGUGGAACAAUGGUUUGUUGGCUGCAAUGUUAGUCAUGUAGUGACUGAAGGGACAUCAAUUCAAAGAUAUAUUGGAUACUCUAGUAACCUCAUUACUCCUCUGUGGAUUCUCAAAACAGCUAAGGAGAAAUAUGCGCAAAGGCUUGUUCACAUGUCUGUUGAUUUGGCAAAGCAAGUUGGCCUAAUGCUAGAAGAUAUUCGUAGUGGAAAUUCAGGGAAGGAAGUAAUGAAGCGAAAAGUCAGUGACAAUGUUCCAGACAAUGAAAGUGAAUUUGGUUAUGAAGAAAGGCAACAGAUAGUGAAUUCUGCAAAAAAUGGAGUCAGAAAUCGCCGUGGUCGUCGAAUGCAGACUUGUCAGACUCCAAUACGUCCUAUAACACCAAACAACCUUCUAGACUCUAUCAGCUGGUCCAUUUCAGAACCGACUUCAACUGCUUCCAUUUACACAGACUCUUUCAGUGUCGAAGAUCCUAGUGAAAAUCAUACCACUCCAAUAUUUUUCGACGCAAAAGGGGAUGGCAAGGACUCAGAAGCUUCAUUUUCAAACUCCACUCGUCCUCUAACAGAAAGUGAGAAAUCUGAGUUGAUAUUUAAAAAUCAUUUCCUUACCAUACUCUUCCCAGUUGACCGAUUUGCCGAGAUGGGUCCUUCUUCAAGAACGUUUUUCAGCCAUAAUGGUUUUACGUGUCUUCAGGUGUUGGAUCAUAUUCAUGCUUUUUAUCAGGAGAACAUGCCAAGGCAGGAAAUAGAAGUUGCAAUUCAUAGCGAUUCAAGACACGCAGAUAGGCUUAGAUCAGUGUACUCAAGUAGGGAAACAGCAGAACGUGGCUAUGUAAUGUUCAAACGGGUUGAAUUCUUGGGUAGUCGUACAAGUUUUGAAAUGUUAAAGCGUGUAACUGGGGACAACAACUCCAACGUUUAUGAACUAUUACUUAGGGCUUAAGGUAGAGAUUCUUGGUAACCGUACGAGUUUUAUACUCUGUUCUUGUAAAGAUUUUUCUGCUUUGGGCAUUGAAAUUGAUGAGAAAUAGGAAUAUGGUUUUAUUACUCUUUUCAA